Messenger RNA from Helianthus annuus (common sunflower), 1015 nucleotides. Its product is annotated as probable acetyltransferase NATA1-like. Gene Ontology annotation, molecular function: N-acetyltransferase activity. NCBI's taxonomy places the organism in Eukaryota, Viridiplantae, Streptophyta, Magnoliopsida, Asterales, Asteraceae. The transcript has a single exon. The coding region runs from base 79 to 801 and encodes 240 amino acids. The record is from RefSeq and is a predicted model, not a curated record.
ACUUUCAGGAUACACCCUCCAAUCUCAUCCAACGGCAAACAAACAACAGAGAAAAAAAAAACCUACAACAACAACAAAAUGGCCGCCGCCGCACCACCACCACCACCAACAGCCGCAGCCGAACUGAACAUGGAUCUUACAACCACCUACCCACUCUUCACCCGCAUCCGCCUGGCCACCAAACCGGACGUCCCCGUCAUCCACAAAAUGAUCCACCAAAUGGCGGUUUUCGAACGCCUCACCCACGAAUGCUCAGCCACUGAAGCCAGCCUCUCAGCCACCUUAUUUACCAACAACAACCCCUUCGAAUCAUUCACCGUCUUCCUCAUCGAAGUGUCCACAACCCCAAUCCCCCCUACCCCCACCCCCCACCCCAAAUUCACCCCUAUUUACAAAACCCUAAACCUUGAUCUCCCGGUAUCUGACCCGGAACUGAGUAGUUUUGUAUCCUCAACGAUGGAUGAUGGGGUGGUUGUUGCUGGAUUUGUGUUGUUUUUUCCCAAUUAUUCGACGUUUUUGGCGAAACCCGGGUUUUAUAUUGAGGAUUUGUUUGUGAGGGAGUGUUAUAGGAGGAAGGGUUUGGGGAAGAUGCUGCUAUCGGCUGUGGCGAAACAGGCCGUGGCGAUGGGGUACGGGCGGGUGGAAUGGGUGGUUUUGGAUUGGAAUGUGAAUGCGAUCAAGUUCUAUGAGCAGAUGGGGGCGAAUGUUAUGCAGGAGUGGCGUGUUUGUAGGCUUACUGGUGAUGCUCUUCAAGGGUAUGCUGCUAGUUCUGGUACUAAUGAUGAUCUUGAUUUAAUUUGAUUUUUAUGAGGUUGUUUGUUUUGUGGCUUAUGAUUGGGUAAUGCGAGUUGUCAUGUUUGCCCCCUUUGUCCUAAUGUUUUUUUAUGUUGGUAAUGGAGAUAUGUGGGGUGGUUUUAGCUUAUGGACUUUGUAAGCAUUUGGUCUUGUUAUAACUUUGUAACACUAGCUCGCGGACGGCUAUAUCUUGUUGCUCGAUGGAUAGGUUUAUCAUGAA